AUGGAAAACAUUAAUCUCAAACAUUUGCCGCCCAUAAGUGAAACGUUUCGGGCGUUUGAAAAAAGUCUCGGUUUUAAAAAUGACAUAAAAUGGACGAGUGCGAUUCUGCUGACACUUUACCAUAUUGCUGCUGUAUACUGGUGCUACCAUUACGCUUUGCCAGUCAAAAUGCAAACAGUUAUAUUCGCUGCAAUAAUGUACGUAGCAACGGGUUUUGGUAUAACAGGAGGAGCUCAUAGGUUGUGGACGCACAAAUCGUAUAAAGCAACUUUACCUCUGAAACUAUUUCUCUUAAUGUGUUUCGCUAGCGCUGGACAGAAUUCGUUAGAACAAUGGGUACGUGAUCACCGCCUUCAUCAUAAGCAUAGUGAUACUAACGCCGACCCCCAUAACGCGAAUCGAGGACUUUUCUUUUCACAUAUCGGCUGGUUAAUGAUGAAGAAAAAUAAAGAGGUUAUCAUAAGAGGAAAACAAAUGGAUAUGACUGAUAUUCAUGAAGAUCCAAUACUCAGAUUUUAUAACAAACAUUUUGCAUACUUCAGAUUGCUGUUUUGCUUUGUUCUACCUUUCAUGGUCAACGUUUACAUUUUAAAAGAAUCGUGGCAAUGUACUAUCGCGUGGCAGUGGUUUAUUCGUUUCCUGAGUAUGUUUCACUCUGAAUUGACCGUCAAUUCUCUUGCACACGCCUAUGGAUAUAGGCCCUAUAACAAGAAUAUUGUGCCUCGUGAAAAUCGAUUUGUUGCAACGUGUACUCUUGGAGAAGGUUGGCACAAUUAUCAUCACGCUUUUCCCUUCGACUAUAAGGCGGCUGAGCAUUUUGAUCUCUUUAAUUGGGGCACAUUAUUCAUUCAGGCCUUUGAAAAAUUAGGGUUGGCUUACGGUUUACGUAUGGCAACACCAGAAAUGAUUAGUAACCUUUCUAAUAGAUUAGGUGAAAGUGCACAGUGA
Molecule: messenger RNA, 948 nt
Organism: Danaus chrysippus (African queen)
Lineage: Eukaryota; Metazoa; Arthropoda; Insecta; Lepidoptera; Nymphalidae
Source: the annotation of a GenBank genome assembly